Beta vulgaris subsp. vulgaris (sugar beet) is the source of this 1049-nucleotide messenger RNA. Its product is annotated as peroxygenase. The record is from RefSeq and is a predicted model, not a curated record. Bases 164 to 883 code for a protein of 239 amino acids. Gene Ontology annotation, molecular function: monooxygenase activity; calcium ion binding. The transcript is spliced from 6 exons. Lineage: Eukaryota; Viridiplantae; Streptophyta; Magnoliopsida; Caryophyllales; Amaranthaceae.
GCAACAUGGUACAUACUCCUUUCACCUAGGGGCCUCAUAUGACAUAUGUCUUCUUUCUAUACUUAUCAAGUUUAUGCUCUAUAUUCUUUCUCUAUUUAUUUAAAAGUUGUGGGGAAAAAGUAAAAACUUAAAGGAGAAAGAGCAAAGACGAUUAGAGAAAGAGAUGACGGAAGCGUUCAACAAUGCAACAAUGGAGACAGUAGCCCCAAAGGCACCAAUCACAUAUGAGAGACCUCUGAAAACUGAUUUGGACACCAAACUUCCCAAACCAUACUUGGCUCGAGCAACGGUUGCCGCGGAUAUAGACAAUGUAAAUGGGACAUUGAAUCACAAACAUCAUGAUAUGUCUGUGCUACAACAACAUGUUGCCUUCUUUGAUCAAAAUGGUGAUGGUAUUCUUUACCCCAUUGAAACAUUCAAAGGAUUUCGUAGCCUUGGAUUCAAUGUUGUUGCUUCUUUUUUCAACAUGCUUCUAGUUCAUUUGACCAUGAGCUAUGCUACAUCUCCGUCAUGGAUGCCAUCACUUUUAUUUCCUAUAUAUAUACAAAAUAUACAUAAAGCUAAGCAUGGAAGUGAUUCAGCAACCUAUGAUACAGAAGGCAGGUUUAUUCCAGUGAAUAUUGAGAACAUAUUCAGUAAAUAUAGUCAUACCGUGCCUGAUAAACUCACGUUCAAAGAGAUCUGGAAAAUGACAGAAGCAAAUCGCAAUGCCUUUGAUUUCUUUGGCUGGAUGGCUAGUAAAGCUGAAUGGGUAGGUCUUUACUAUCUUGCCAAGGAUGAUGAAGGUUUUUUGUCCAAAGAAUCAGUAAGGCGAUGCUUCGAUGGAAGCUUAUUUGAGUAUUGUGCCAAGAUGCAAAAGAAUGCCUCUAAGAAAAAAGAUUGACAUAUGUAUUCAUGAGUUAUAUAUACAACUCAGUAUUGUUGGUUUUGCAAAUUAAAGUGUAACUAGACGCUAAAUUUUGUUAAAUCAGUAUCUCCAACAAAAAUAUUGUACCAAAAACAAUCCAAUCUUAACUAUUAUGGCAAGUAUUUUACCUUUUCCUCCUUUA